GAAGUAGAAACAUGUUACUUUUGCCAUUUAUGAGCCGAACUAGUUAGAACCAUUUAUUUCGUCGUUACUACUAAAACUAAGUAACUAUUAUAAAAUUGGGGAAUUUUGUUGAGGAUUAAGUAACCACACUUGCCAUUUGGCACUUGCACGACGCUAAGUCUUUUGCGCGUAAACAAAAACAAUCACAUUGCGCAACCGAGUCAUCGUGCAGUCAAGUUCUCCGAUCACACCCACGGUGACUUUAUCAGAUCGCGGUUGGAGACAAUUGAAUUUGUUACAAAGUAGAGUUUCUUUGUUUGGAUUUUAGGCAGAUUGUUUUGUGAGGAGAUUCUUGAGAGGAGGAGGGUUUGUGAUUUAGUAGCAAAAUGGGGGUUAUGUCAAGGCGGGUUGUGCCCGUCUGUGGCAACUUAUGCUGUUAUGUUUGUCCUGCUCUGCGUGCUAGCUCGAGACAACCUGUGAAGCGUUAUAAGAAGUUGUUGGCUGAUAUUUUUCCUCGCAAUCAGGAGGCUGAACCUAAUGAUAGAAAAAUUGGAAAACUAUGUGACUAUGCCUCUAAGAAUCCGUUGAGAAUUCCUAAGAUUACUAAUAACUUGGAGCAAAUAUGUUACAAGGAUUUGCGUAAUGAAGUCUUUGGUUCAGUGAAAGUUGUCUUGUGCAUAUACAGGAAAUUCUUAUCGUCAUGUAAGGAGCAGAUGCCACUUUUUGCGGGUAGCUUGUUAGAGAUUAUUCGAACUCUUCUAGAACAAACUCGAACAGAUGAAAUCAGGAUCUUAGGCUGCAACAUUCUUUUUGAUUUUAUAGAUUGUCAGACAGAUGGUACAUACAUGUUCAAUUUAGAGGGUUUUAUUCCUAAGCUAUGUCAAUUGGCUCAAGAAAUGGGGGAAGAUGAACGUGCUCUACGUCUUCGUUCAGCUGGACUACAAGCUCUAUCCUAUAUGGUGCGUUUCAUGGGAGAACAAUCACAUCUUUCUAUGGAUUUGGAUGAAAUCAUGUCAGUGACUUUGGAGAAUUACAUGGGUCUCCAGUCUAACUCUAAUCCCCCCAAGGAACAUAAACUAAAUUCAGUGCCUCUGGACCAGUUAGGACUUGAAUUUCCCAAAGAUGACUGCUCUUUAAACGAUAUCUCCAAGAAGGAUAAUUUGUGGCUGAAACUUGUGGCAGGGACUGAGAUAGAUUCUAUGUUGGAUACUGCUAAAGAUCCUACAUAUUGGUCAAAAGUUUGCUUGUAUAAUAUGGUCAAACCGGCAAGGGAAGCUACAACUCUGCGGCGUGUCCUUGAACCUCUUUUUCAUUAUUUUGACACUCAAAAUCAAUGGUCUUCUGAAAAAGGAGCGGCUAUCCAUGUUUUGAUGUAUUUACAAUCUCUUUUAGCAGAUUCAGAAGAUAACUCCUAUGUUCUGUUGUCCAUUUUGGUCAAGCACUUGGAUCAUAAGAAUGUAUUCAAGCAGCCUAUCCUUCAGAUUGAUAUUACUAACAUCACAACACAACUUGCAAAGAAUGUGAAGCAACAGGCUCCAGUUGCUAUAAUUGGUGCAAUAUCUGACCUCAUUAAACACUUAAGGAAGUGCCUGCAAAAUUCAGCUGCAGCUUCUAGUAUUGGAAAUGAUGGGUAUAAGUUGAACACUCAACUUCAAUCUGCCUUAGAAAUGUGUAUAUUACAACUUUCAAACAAGGUUGGGGAUGUAGGACCCAUACUUGAUUUGAUGGCUGUGGUGUUAGAGAAUAUCUCAACUACAACCAUUGUAGCAAGAACAACAAUCUCUGCUGUUUAUCAAACUGCAAAGUUAGUUACAUCCAUCCCUAAUGUGUCAUAUCACAAGAAGGCUUUCCCUGAUGCAUUGUUUCAUCAAUUGCUCCUGGUGAUGGCUCAUCCUGACCAAGAAACACGAAUCGGAGCGCACAGUGUCUUUUCUACAGUGCUUAUGCCAUCUCUGUAUUCACCUCAGUUCAACCAUAAAACAAUGAUGGCUCAGAAGGUACCAAGUGAGAGCUCCUCCAUUCAGCAUGAAAGAUUUUUAGGAGCAGAACACAUCAAUAGGAAACCUGUGGAAGGAGGGGAAGUAGUUGGCGUCAGUAGGAAAUAUACAGUCCUUCCAUAUCGUGGUUACAGCUUUUCUGGUGCUCUAAAUGAUGGGAAAGAUGAGCUAAGUUCCUUUCGGUUAAGCAGCCACCAAGUGAGUCUCUUGCUUUCUUCAAUCUGGGUUCAGGCAACAUCUAUGGACAAUGGCCCGGAAAAUUUUGAGGCUAUGGCUCAUACUUUUAGCAUUGCUUUAUUGUUCACUCGUUCAAAGACAUCCAGUUACAUGGCUCUAGUAAGAUGUUUCCAACUGGCAUUCUCCCUCAUGAGCAUUUCACUGGACCAAGAAGGAGGUUUGCAACCAUCUCGUAGGAGGUCUCUUUUUACCUUGGCGUCGUACAUGUUUAUAUUCUCUGCCAGGGCAGGCAAUUUCCCCGAGCUACUUCGUAUAAUUAAAGCAUCCUUGAUGGAUUCAACUGUAGAUCCUUUUCUUGAGUUGGUUGAUGAUGUCAGGCUGCAGGCUGUUAAUAUAAAAUCAGAGAAGAUAAUCUAUGGAUCUCAAGAAGAUGAUGUUGCUGCUAUGACGUCACUUUCAGCAGUAGAAUUGGAUGACAAGCAUUUGAAAGAAACUGUAAUCUCGCACUUCCUGACUAAAUUUUCAAAAUUACCGGAGGAUGAGUUGUCAAGCAUAAAGAAACAACUUGCACAGGGGUUUUCUCCUGAUGAUGCAUAUCCACUGGGACCUCCAUUGUUUAUGGAGACACCAAGACCAUGUUCUCCACUUGCUCAGAUUGAGUUUCCAGAUUUUGAUGAGAUUGAGGCUCCGGUAGCUUUGAUGGAUGAAGAGAUUGGACCUGAACCAAGCGGUAUUCAGUUAGACUGCAAAUCAUCACCAUCUUUCAAUAACCUGACCAUUUUAAGUGUUAAUCAACUCUUAGAAUCGGUUUUGGAAACCGCACGGCAAGUGGCUAGUUUCCCCAUUUCUGCAACUGCUGUACCUUAUGACCAAAUGAAGAACCAGUGUGAGGCCCUAGUAUCAGGGAAACAACAGAAGAUGUCAGUUCUUCACAGUUUUAAGCACCAGCAGGAGACUAGAGCAUUAGUUCUUUUCAGUGCAAAUGAAACAAAAGUUUCCCCUCCACCAAUUAAGACACUAGAGUAUGCAGAAAGUGAUCUGAAGUUAGUGAGUCAGGAACAAAUACCGGCUCUGUAUCAAGUACGCCCAUGCUCGUAUGAAUAUAGACAGCAACAUUCUUUGAGACUACCACCUGCGAGCCCCUAUGAUAAAUUCUUGAAAGCUGCUGGAUGCUAAUGAGCUAAAAAGACCUAAAAAAACUACAAGAGAAACUAUUAGGAAAGACCUAGAGAUUAAUGAGCUGGAAAGAGAUAUGCUAUAUAAUACAAAGUUUUAGCAUCGUUUGAUCUACGUAGCCAACCCUAUUUAAUGGAAAAAGGCUUGGUUGUUGUUGGAUGCUAAUGGUACUAAGAUUGCCUCCCAUAAUUGAUAUAUAUGCAACUAUUUUGUAGACAUGAAUCUCCACCUCCCUUCUAUUUUUCUUCUUUUUAUUGUAUUGUUUUGUUUGGUUGUAUCAUUCCCACUCAGUUGUUAUUCAAUAAAUGUUUAUUACAUAAGCGGUAUGUACAGAUUAUGAAAGUAAACUCUACACAAACUAAUCUUAUGCAAAAGGCUAAUACAUGUGUUUUUAAUUUAAGGUAAUUGGUCAA
This is a messenger RNA of Cicer arietinum (chickpea), 3742 nucleotides long. Its product is annotated as protein SEMI-ROLLED LEAF 2. NCBI's taxonomy places the organism in Eukaryota, Viridiplantae, Streptophyta, Magnoliopsida, Fabales, Fabaceae. The record is from RefSeq and is a predicted model, not a curated record.